Molecule: messenger RNA, 1619 nt
Organism: Tachysurus vachellii
Lineage: Eukaryota; Metazoa; Chordata; Actinopteri; Siluriformes; Bagridae
Gene: tph1b
Product: tryptophan hydroxylase 1b
Exons: 11
Coding region: 35-1477 (480 amino acids)
Biological process (GO): aromatic amino acid metabolic process; serotonin biosynthetic process
Cellular component (GO): neuron projection
Molecular function (GO): tryptophan 5-monooxygenase activity; iron ion binding
Source: RefSeq, a predicted model, not a curated record
GUCACGCGUUCAGGCAUAUACAUAGUUAGAUGGCAUGUUUUCGACUAAGACGAACGGACCACGCCGAGGACGCUCUUUUGACUCCAUUCACAAAUAUCACAUAGAAAAUCAACAAAACUGUGAGAUGAAUAAAUCCACAUUUAAUCAUACUAAUGAGAGCCAAGAUGAUUCCCUGUCCUCCAAAAGAGAGCAUGCAGCAAUUGUCUUUUCUCUGAAGAACGAAGUCGGUAACCUUGUAAAGGCAUUAAAACUUUUUCAGGAGCACCAUAUCAGCCUUUUACACAUUGAGUCCCGGAAAUCCAGGCGGCGUAACUCUGAGCUGGAGGUGUUGGUCAACUGUGACAGUGAGAGAGAGACACUGAACAAAAUCAUUCAGCUUCUGAGAAAACAAACUAGCAUCAUCACCAUGGACUUACCGGACCGACAGAGCACACCUGAAGAUGCUAUCUCAGAUGAGCCAUGGUUUCCCAAGAAGAUAUCAGAUCUUGACAAAUCUGCCAACCGUGUUCUGAUGUACGGUUCUGACCUGGAUGCCGAUCAUCCUGGAUUUAAAGACAGUGUCUACCGAAAGCGAAGGAAGUACUUUGCUGACCUUGCAAUGAACUACAAACAUGGAGACCCAAUCCCACAUGUGGAAUUCACAGAGGAGGAGGUGAGGACAUGGAGCGUGGUGUUCAGAGAGCUAAAUAAGCUCUACCCUACACACGCCUGUAGAGAGUACCUGCGUAACCUUCCUCUGCUCACACAGCAGUGUGGCUACAGAGAAGACAACAUCCCUCAGCUGGAGGAUGUAUCACGUUUUCUUAAAGAGCAAACAGGCUUCACAAUUCGCCCAGUAGCUGGAUAUUUGUCACCCCGUGAUUUCCUGGCAGGUCUGGCAUUUCGCGUGUUCCACUGUACUCAGUACAUUCGCCACAGUUCUCAUCCACUCUACACACCUGAGCCGGACACAUGUCAUGAAUUACUUGGUCAUGUGCCCUUGCUGGCUGAACCAAGUUUUGCCCAGUUCUCUCAGGAGUUAGGUCUGGCUUCUCUUGGGGCUUCUGAUGAUGCUGUACAAAAACUGGCAACCUGCUACUUCUUCACAGUGGAGUUUGGAUUAUGUAAGCAGGACGGCCAGCUUCGAGCCUACGGGGCUGGUCUUCUCUCAUCCAUCAGUGAACUUCAGCACGCACUCUCAGGUAGUGCCAAAAUCAUGCCUUUCGAUCCCAAAGUGACAUGCAGACAGGAGUGUCUCAUCACCACCUUUCAGGAGGUCUACUUUAUGUCUGAGAGCUUUGAGGAGGCUAAGGUUAGGAUGAGGGAAUUUGCUAAGACCAUCAGGCGUCCAUUCACUGUGCGCUACAACCCGUACACACAAAGUGUGUGUGUGCUGAGGGACAUGCCCAGUAUUAACAGCGUGGUCGAGGAGCUCCGACAUGAACUGGACAUAGUGGGAGACGCACUUCAAAGGCUCAACAAACGCAUGGGAGUCUAAGACCACAAUGCACUGCCUAUAUAAGAGGUUAAAAUCCUGUUCUGGAGAGCCACAGUAUGGCGGAGUUUAGUAAGUUCAGAAUGUUUGACAAACAGCUAAUGAGUGGAAUCUGAGAUCACUGGCUUAAAUCUUGUCAAUUAUC